AUGAAAAGAGCGAUAAGCCAAGAAGAUAAAUUAACAGACGUGGAAUUGGCGAAGGUAAAGGAUAUUGAAAAUGGAGCCAUUGAAACGAAGCAGAAGUAUCCAGGAUUUCGAAAAAAUAUGCUUGAUUAUAUACAGCAGUGCACUGAAUAUACUAGCAUCCACGGAUUCAAAUACAUGGGAGAACAAGACAGAUCCAUUUUUGAAAAACUAUGGUGGUUAAUACUGUUCUGCAUAUCGCUCUGUAUAUGUAUCAAUUUGAUAAUAAAAACCUGGGAAAAGUGGGACACGUCCCCAGUAUUAGUAAGUUUUGUAAGAAGUCCAACCGCUGUUUGGCAAAUACCCUUCCCAGCAGUGACCAUCUGUCCACAAACUAAAACUAAACAGACGGUGUACAAUUUCACUGACGCAUUCGACAAAUAUAGGAUGCAACAUAACUUAACUGAUCUUGAAUGGAAACAUUUCUCAGAUAGUGCGCUAAUUUGUGACAAUCACUUUUACUACAAUAAUGGCAGCCUAACUACUGGUCUUGAUACGAUUGACUUCUUAAUGAGUGUUGCGCCUCAAUUUGACGAUGUGUUCCAUUCCUGUAGAUGGACUUUGCAGAAUAAAUCUUGCAGCAGUCUUUUCUAUCCUAUUCUUACAGAGGACGGGUUAUGUUUUACUUUUAACAUGUUGGAUAGGAGUCAAUUUCUUAGAAAUAAGGUCUACUUAGACCGUAAAUAUAUGCACCACGGGAAAGACACUGAAGACUGGACGUUGCAAGAGGGCUACAAGAGGGACGCAAAGAAGGACACCUUCCCCAGAAGGGCCAUGUCUGCGGGCUCCUCAGCUGGUCUAUUUCUAGAACUAAAAGCUUAUGGUCCAGACUUGGACUACCUCUGUAGAGGGACAGUUCAAGGAUUCAAGGUUUUCUUACAUCAACCUGCAGAGGUCCCAAGAGUCAGCAGGCAGUACUUAAGGGCUCCGCUGAAUCAGGAGAUGGUGGUUUCUAUAAAACCGGAUAUGAUGACUACGUCAGGAGGACUAAAGGACUACAAUCCUCAUAGAAGACAAUGCUUCUUUCCUAACGAAAGAUACUUGUCUUUCUUCCAGAUUUACACACAACAAAACUGUCAAGUCGAAUGUUUGACAAAUUUCACUCUGAAGAUGUGCAAAUGUGUAGCCUACCACAUGCCUCAUGAGGAGUCAACGCCAAUUUGCGGUUCUGGUAGCAUCAAAUGUAUGUUCGAUGCACAAACAAAGCUAUUAGAGAAAGAAGUGGAAUCUGGGCUAUCAAGUUCUACGUUCGAUAUUAGUGAUGAUGCUGAUUGUGACUGUCUACCAGCCUGUACUUCCUUAACGUACAACGCUGAGUCUACCCAAGCUGAAUACAACUGGAAGAAAACAUUUGAAGCAACCCGACAUAAUGAAAGCGAAUUCCCAGGAAUGCACUUCACUAGAUUGAACCUGUUCUUCAAACGGCAGCAAUUCAUAAAUUCGGAAAGGAACAAACUAUACGAACUAUUCAGCCAGACGAAUUUUUUUGCCAACUGUGGGGGUAUUCUUGGACUGUUCACUGGAUUUUCCUUCUUGUCUAUCGUGGAAAUAGUCCAUUUUCUUUCGUCAAGGUUGAUGUGCAAUGUGAAGAUGUAUGGCAGACACUACUGGUCAGGAUCUCCAAAAUUACUUAACAACGAUGCUUAUGUUCAUGAAUAA
This is a messenger RNA of Anoplophora glabripennis (Asian longhorned beetle), 1695 nucleotides long. RefSeq names its product pickpocket protein 28-like. The transcript has 9 exons. Gene Ontology annotation, cellular component: membrane. The record is from RefSeq and is a predicted model, not a curated record. Lineage: Eukaryota; Metazoa; Arthropoda; Insecta; Coleoptera; Cerambycidae. Gene Ontology annotation, biological process: sodium ion transmembrane transport. Gene Ontology annotation, molecular function: ligand-gated sodium channel activity. Bases 1 to 1695 code for a protein of 564 amino acids.